Messenger RNA from Zingiber officinale, 1888 nucleotides. Its product is annotated as glycerol kinase-like. The transcript has 3 exons. Gene Ontology annotation, biological process: glycerol-3-phosphate biosynthetic process; glycerol metabolic process; triglyceride metabolic process. Bases 141 to 1733 code for a protein of 530 amino acids. Lineage: Eukaryota; Viridiplantae; Streptophyta; Magnoliopsida; Zingiberales; Zingiberaceae. Gene Ontology annotation, molecular function: glycerol kinase activity. Gene Ontology annotation, cellular component: mitochondrion. The record is from RefSeq and is a predicted model, not a curated record.
UCUCCACGUUAUCGUUCGUUAAUUUCUACACCUCGCUAGCUCUCCCUCUUCCUCGCGUCUCUUCUUUAUCCGAAAUUCCAGUUUUCUUAUCGGCAAAAACUUGCCGAAGUUGAAUCGUAAGCGAAUCAAAGGAAAGAAAGAUGUCGGGAGAAGCGGAAGAGUUGUUCAUCGGAUCGAUCGACCAGGGCACCACCAGCACUCGCUUCAUCAUCUACGAUCACAACGCCAAGCCCGUCGCCUCUCACCAGGUCGAGUUCACUCAGUUCUUCCCCCAAGCAGGAUGGGUGGAGCACGAUCCGAUGGAAAUCCUGCAGAGCGUGCGGGUGUGCAUGGCGAAGGCGCUCGACAAGGCCACGGCCGCCGGCUACAACGUCGACGCCGGCCUCCGAGCCAUUGGCCUCACGAACCAGCGGGAGACCACGGUGGUGUGGAGCCGAUCCACCGGACUUCCGCUCUACAACGCCAUCGUGUGGAUGGACGCCCGCACCAGCGCCAUCUGCCACCGCCUCAUCAAGCAGCUCCCCGGCGGUCGCGACCACUUCGUCCCCUCCUGCGGCCUCCCCAUCAGCACCUACUUCAGCGCCUUCAAGCUCCUUUGGCUCAUCGAGAACGUGGACGGCAUCGGGGACGCCAUCCGCUCCGGCGACGCCAUGUUUGGCACCAUCGACACUUGGAUGAUCUGGAAUCUCACCGGCGGCUGCGGCGCCUUCAAUCGCGAUGAGAAGCCCGUGCUUGGCCUCCACGUCACCGAUUGCUGCAACGCCUCCCGGACCAUGCUGAUGAACCUCCGAACCCUGCAAUGGGACAGCGCCACCCUCGAAACCCUGGGCAUCUCCCCCAACAUCCUCCCCAAAAUUAUCAGCAACUCGGAGACCGUCGGCAUGAUCGCCAACGGGUGGCCGACCUCCGGGAUCCCCAUCGCCGGCUGCCUCGGCGACCAGCACGCCGCGAUGCUGGGCCAUCUCUGCCGGAAGGGCGAGGCCAAGAGCACGUACGGCACCGGAGCUUUUAUCCUGCUCAACACCGGCGAGGAGAUCGUCAAAUCAUCUCACGGCCUCCUCACCACCAUCUCCUACAAGCUUGGCUCUGAGGCUCCCACCAACUACGCCCUGGAGGGAUCGAUCGCCAUCGCCGGCGCCGCCGUUCAGUGGCUGAGGGACGGCCUGGGAAUCAUCCACACGGCAGCGGAGAUCGAGGAGAUGGCGGAGAUGGUGGAUAAUUCGGGAGGCGUGUACUUCGUACCGGCGUUCAACGGACUGUUCGCGCCGUGGUGGCGCGACGACGCGCGCGGGGCGUGCGUGGGGAUGACGGCGUUCUCUAGCAAAUAUCACAUAGCACGGGCGGUGCUCGAAAGCAUGUGCUUUCAGGUCAACGAUGUGCUCUCUUCGAUGCAUAGCGAUGCAUGGGACGGCGGCGAGGUAAAAUCUAAGCAGGGCGAAUUCUUGCUUCGCGUUGACGGCGGUGCUACGGCUAACAAUCUCCUGAUGCAAAUUCAGGCUGAUCUAUUGGGCAGUCCAGUGGCCCGACCUACAGAUAUCGAAACUUCAGCGCUGGGAGCUGCUUAUGCUGCAGGACUAGCUAUCGGUGUCUGGACUGAAGAAUGGAUAUUUGGCUCUGGACACGAAGAAAAACACACAAUAUUUCAUCCCGAAUUAUCUGAAGAAGUGAGAAAAAGGAGGACUGAAUCUUGGCACAAGGCCGUGUCUAGAACUUUUGAUUUGGCUGACUUGUGAACUCAGAGCUCACCUAGCUACGUACUUCUGUAAAUGAUACAUUUACUAGAUCUUAAGUUUGCAGAAUAAGUAUUUGUCAGGAUUGUAGGUCCAUUUAGUCUUCGUUUCCUCAUUGAGCUUUUGAUCUAGAAUAUAAAGAAAUUGUCUUUGUCGUC